UGACUUUCCCGUGUGAGCACGGGACUAACAAUCUUCUCUUUUGGCGGAGUAACGGUUGACUAGUUUGGCACCAACACCAACCCCUGAAAACACUCCACCGUGUCACUUGCCUUCUCUGCAACUCACAAACCAAUAGGAAAGGAAAAAUAAAAAUAAAAAUAAAAAUAAAAAUAAAAAAACCCUGGAAAUUCUCAUCAUCAAUUCUUUUUUGUUGUUCAAAAAAGCAUGCACAGUAGCAACCACACCAGCAGCGCCAUGAUCAACUGAUUUUAAAAUCUGAUUUUCUCUCUCCUAGGGUUUCCGCAAUCUCUCCGAAAUUUCCUCUCUUAAUCUUCUUCAAUGGCGUCGUCGAAGCCGUGGCUUCAGCCUGCUCCGUCGUAUACGCCAUUAUUAGACUCAUUUUGGGACUCCGAUGAAGACGCGCCUGGUCCUCGUUGUGGUCACACUCUCACCGCUGUUGCCGCUACUAAAUCUCAAGGCCCGCGCCUCAUUCUAUUCGGAGGCGCAACUGCUAUUGAAGGAGGCGCUUCGUCUUCCGCCCCCGGCAUCAGGUUGGCUGGGGUUACCAAUUCUGUUCAUUCUUAUGAUGUUCUUACUAAGAAAUGGACCAGAAUUAGACCGGCUGGUGAUCCGCCUUCUCCAAGGGCGGCACACGCGGCUGCUGCAGUCGGAACUAUGGUUGUGUUUCAGGGUGGCAUAGGACCGGCUGGGCAUUCCACGGAUGAUCUCUAUGUGCUUGAUUUGACAAAUGACAAGUACAAAUGGCAUAGAGUAGUCGUUCAAGGUCCAGGACCUGGGCCUAGAUAUGGCCAUGUGAUGGACCUGGUUGCACAACGAUACCUUGUUACUGUCAGUGGCAAUGAUGGGAAAAGAGCUUUGUCAGAUGCUUGGGUUUUGGAUACUGCUCAAAAACCAUAUGUUUGGCAGAGGCUUAACCCUGAAGGUGAUAGACCUUCUGCUAGAAUGUAUGCCACUGCAAGUGCCCGAUCGGAUGGCAUGUUUUUGCUAUGUGGUGGAAGAGACUCAACUGGCGCGCCCCUGGCAGAUGCGUAUGGGCUACUCAUGCAUAGAAAUGGUCAAUGGGAGUGGACUCUUGCACCUGGCGUUUCUCCUUCUCCAAGGUAUCAACAUGCUGCGGUCUUUGUAGGUGCUAGAUUGCAUGUUACCGGGGGGGUGCUUAGAGGAGGACGUGGUAUUGAAGGUGAAGCAGCUGUUGCAGUUUUGGACACUGCUGCUGGAGUAUGGUUGGAUAGGAGUGGGCUAGUAACUUCUGCGAAGGGCAACAAACAAAUUGAAUCUGAUCCUUCCUUGGAGUUGAUGCGCCGCUGUCGCCAUGCGGCUGCUUCUGUUGGUGUUCGUAUCUAUAUUUAUGGUGGUCUUAGAGGAGAUAUACUGCUCGAUGACUUCCUGGUUGCAGAGAAUGCGGUGUUGCAGUCUGAUGAUAACUCCCUACCACUGACAUCUGAGAGACCCUCGAGCCUGACUGAGCCCAGAAUUGAUCAACAUAGUUUGAGUAUGCACCCCUCCAUACCCAUAUCUGGUGGAAGACCUGAAACAAGUGUUGUAAGUUCGGAAAAUAAAUCUGUGGAUACACUUGUGGAGGCAUCUGCUGCUGAAGUUGAAGCAGUUAGAACUGUCUGGCAAGCCGCUCAGGCUGCGUCAUCAUCUCCCCCAGACGAGACACCUCUUUCGCAAGGCAGCACACGUAUGACAGAUGGGAGUGAUGCUGAUGUUGAUGUUCGCCUCCAUAGCAGAGCAGUUGUAGUUGCUAAAGAAACUGUAGGGAACUUAGGUGGGAUGGUGAGGCAGUUAUCACUCGAUCAGUUUGAAAACGAGAGCAGAAGGAUGAUACCUGUCAAUAGUGACCUUGGCAAAAAGUUCCCGAGGCAAAAACCUCAGGGUUUGCAUAAAAAAGUCAUCUCCACAUUGCUCAGGCCACGAAACUGGAAACCUCCGGCUAAUAGGAAAUUUUUUUUAGAUUCUUACGAAGUGGGGGAGAUUUGCCAUGCUGCUGAAAAUAUCUUUAUGCAUGAGCCAAGUGUUCUUCAGCUGAAAGCUCCAAUCAAAGUGUUUGGUGACCUUCAUGGACAGUUUGGCGAUUUGAUGCGGUUGUUUGAUGAAUAUGGAUUUCCUUCAACUGCUGGCGACAUUACGUACAUUGAUUAUUUAUUCUUGGGUGACUAUGUUGAUCGAGGGCAGCAUAGCUUAGAGACUAUUACUUUACUUCUUGCUCUGAAGAUUGAAUAUCCUGAAAAUGUUCACUUGAUACGUGGGAAUCAUGAAGCUGCCGAUAUUAAUGCACUCUUUGGGUUUCGUCUUGAAUGCAUUGAGAGAAUGGGAGAGAAUGAUGGCAUAUGGGCAUGGACACGAUUCAACCAGCUCUUCAAUUAUCUUCCACUUGCUGCCCUUAUCGAGAAGAAGAUAAUUUGUAUGCAUGGUGGAAUUGGAAGGUCUAUACAAGCAGUCGAACAAAUAGAGAAACUUGAGAGGCCCAUCACAAUGGAUGCUGGAUCUAUAGUUCUUAUGGAUUUGCUGUGGUCUGAUCCGACGGAAAAUGAUAGUAUAGAGGGUCUGAGACCAAAUGCUAGAGGUCCUGGUUUAGUUACAUUUGGGCCUGAUCGGGUCACAGAGUUCUGCAAAAAGAACAAAUUGCAGCUCAUUAUAAGAGCUCAUGAGUGCGUAAUGGAUGGUUUCGAACGAUUUGCUCACGGGCAGUUGAUAACACUCUUCUCUGCUACGAACUAUUGUGGGACUGCAAAUAACGCUGGAGCUAUAUUGGUUAUUGGCCGUGGUUUGGUAGUGGUUCCAAAAUUAAUUCAUCCCUUGCCACCUCCGUUGCAAUCACCUGAGACCUCCCCAGAACGCUGUUUGGAUGAUACUUGGAUGCAGGAGCUCAACAUCCAAAGACCGCCAACUCCUACUAGAGGACGGCCUCAGCCUGAUCAUGACCGUAAUUCACUUGCAUAUAUCUAAAGUUGGCUGUAUUUUAGGCCUUAAUUGACCAUGUGCCUGCUUGUGCCCGGAGUUCUCAGUGACCAGAAAAGUUACCAGCCUUCGUUAUACAUAUUACAGUGCUACGCUGCAAGCCUUAUUUUAAUUAAGAUUUUUAGAUAGAGAAAACCUCAUCCUGUACAUGUAGCUUUGUUAUUGUAGAAAAGUUAGUACCAUUUUUGUUAGCCUAUAUUAAAGCAAUAGAACUUUUGUUUUUGUACAACUCUAGUGUAAAGUGAGGCCAUAAGAAGAUUCAGAAGCUGUCGAGAGAAGCUUCCAAUUUGAGUAAUUGUUUAUUGUAAAAUCAAAUUACAUUAACUUGUAAUUAGUUUUUUCUCUAAAGAAGUAUACCAAUUCUAUUGAUGUA
Beta vulgaris subsp. vulgaris (sugar beet) is the source of this 3358-nucleotide messenger RNA. RefSeq names its product serine/threonine-protein phosphatase BSL1. Gene Ontology annotation, molecular function: phosphoprotein phosphatase activity; protein binding. Lineage: Eukaryota; Viridiplantae; Streptophyta; Magnoliopsida; Caryophyllales; Amaranthaceae. Bases 340 to 2973 code for a protein of 877 amino acids. The record is from RefSeq and is a predicted model, not a curated record. The transcript is spliced from 21 exons. Gene Ontology annotation, biological process: brassinosteroid mediated signaling pathway.